AUGGGUGAAAUCGAGGAGCCAAACAUCACAGAACUAGUGGAUCGCAUCGGGCGAAUUCCCCUAUGCACAGAUGACGAUUAUGACUUUCAAAAAUUGGAAAUUCUGGAUGAAAUGUACCGGAAAAGCUACGAAAUCUUCAAUGAGAUGCGCUCAAAGUGUCAGCUAUGUGAUGUGGCGCUGGUGGUGGAGAGCCGGAAGCUCUCGGCGCAUAAGGUAAUUCUGGCCGCUACAAUUCCAUAUUUCCGCGGGAUGUUCACUCUGGACAUGAUGGAAGCCAGUAUGAAGGAGAUUAAAAUUGAAGAUAUGAACUACGAGACUGUAGAUGCCCUGUUAUCAUUUGCGUACACCGGGGAGCUCAGGAUUUCGACGAGCAACGUCCAAUCGAUAAUGUUGGGCGCCAACUUCUUCCAAAUGCAAGAAGUCGUUCAGCACUGCGGAGACUUCCUUAUCACACGUCUCCAUCCCUCAAACGCCCUGUCCAUCAGGGAUUUUUGUAAACUAAUGAAUGUGGAUAGGAAUGUGACGAAUAAGACUGAAGAUUUCAUUCAAAAACAUUUCACAUCAGUCGCGAAGGAUGAGGAUUUCAAGAAAUUAUCACUAGAAGAUACAGUAAUCCUUUUGGAUAGUGAUAAUUUAUAUGUGGAUUCUGAGGAGCAGAUAUUCAAUGCAGCAAUGGAAUGGCUGAAAUAUGAUAAAACGAGGCAUCAGGACGCGGCAAAAAUCCUCCUGUGCGUCCGCCUUCCAUUGCUCAGCCCAACGUUUCUCUCGUCGGCAGUCGCCACGAACUCAAUUAUCAAAAAGGAUAUACCGUGUCGGGAUUUGAUCGACGAAGCGAAAGACUAUCACCUUCUACCGGAACGCCGCCAAUUCUUAAAAUCUUUUAAAUGCUGUCCGCGAGCAUGUCAACGGAUUCCUGGACUAAUUGUGGCGAUCGGAGGUCUAAUGCAUCAGAGUCAAUCGAAAUCGUCGGUCGAGAUUUAUAAUCCUAUUCAGAAGAAAUGGUCAUCGAUCGAAGGAGUAACCACAUUGAGGACUCGUGUGGGUGUAGCUGUCCACAAGAGACAAGUGUAUGCAAUUGGAGGAUUUAAUGGGCAGGAUAGGAUGGAUUUGGUAGAAAAAUUCGAUUAUGAUACGUUGAAUUGGGUUAAGCUUUCCCCUCUGAACAGAAAACGGUCCGCCUUGGCAGCUGCAUUUGUCUCAAAUCGACUAUACGUUUGUGGUGGAUACGAUGGAAAUCAUAGUCUAUCCACAAUGGAAAUUUAUGAUAUUAACAAGAAUAUCUGGGAACCCGGACCACCGAUGGAGAAUCAGAGGAGUGCCGCGGGGGUUACGGUACUUGGGAAACAUAUUUAUGUUUGUGGUGGUCACGAUGGGAUGCAAAUAUUCGGAAGUGUCGAACGUCUAGACACCGAAUCUCAACAAUGGGAACGAAUUCCGUCGAUGAUUCAACAGAGAUGUCGUUUUGGGGCGGCAACGUACAAAGGGAAAAUUUAUGUGGCCGGUGGUUAUGAUGGAACGUCUUUCUUGAAAUCUGUGGAGGUUUACGAUCCAAUUGAGAAAGAAUGGGCUCCCUGCUCGGCGAUGAAUAUGAGGAGAAGUCGAGUUUCAUUGGUGGCAACCAAUGAGGGACUGUUUGCAGUUGCUGGAUUCGACGGUGAGAACAAUUUGUGCUCAAUGGAGCAAUACGACGAGACAACGGAUCAAUGGACCAUCUCAACACCAUUAACAUGUCAUGAGGGUGGUGUUGGUGUUGGUGUCAUCCCAAUGCCCCCGCAUAUGUUGUAG
Molecule: messenger RNA, 1785 nt
Organism: Caenorhabditis briggsae
Lineage: Eukaryota; Metazoa; Nematoda; Chromadorea; Rhabditida; Rhabditidae
Gene: Cbr-kel-3
Product: Protein CBR-KEL-3
Exons: 11
Coding region: 1-1785 (594 amino acids)
Molecular function (GO): protein binding
Source: RefSeq, a predicted model, not a curated record